AACUCAAAUUUUUUCGACGGCGACGAACGACGCGCAGUUAACAGUCACGAGUUGGAUGCGGUCACGAGUCACGAGUCACGAGUCGGCAGAUGGUGGAGAUGGAGAUGGUGUUCAUGUUCGCAUUUGAUUCGAUUCAUUUUCACAUUCAUGUUCAAACUCACACCCAACCCACAUUCACAUUCACACUCACAUUCACAUUCACAUUCACAUUCACAUUCGCCUCGCCAUCCAACAUUCACGUGAUUCCAUACAAAAUUCGUCGUCCACUACGCGUUCCGCACACGAGCAAAAAAUCUAUCGUCAUCGACGACUUGCACUUGCAACUCGCAACUCGCAACUCGCAACUCGCAACUCGCACUUGUACGCCUUCGCUCCACCAUUCACGCGAAACUCGAUCUCAACUCGCACGCACGCACGCACGCACGCACGAAGCUCCAUCGCUCUCCUCUCCUCUCCUCUCCUCUCUUCCGACUGCACGCUUACGCUCGACAGUCGGUGCGACUGCGUACAGCACGCGCACCUUUCACUGCAGCGCUCAGUGUCGGCGCGGGACUGCGAGCGAGAUCAGAGAAGCACUGACACUGUCCAGCCUCAUCGUCAUCGUCGUCGUCCUCAUCGCCAUCGGCCAGUAGCAAAAGCGACGCGCCAUGAAGUACAUUGUCGUCUCUGGUGGUGUCAUCUCCGGCAUCGGCAAGGGCGUCAUCGCCUCGUCGACGGGAUUGCUGCUGAAGAUGCUCGGGUUGAAAGUGACGGCCAUCAAGAUCGAUCCGUACA
Molecule: messenger RNA, 774 nt
Organism: Ceraceosorus guamensis
Lineage: Eukaryota; Fungi; Basidiomycota; Exobasidiomycetes; Ceraceosorales; Ceraceosoraceae
Exons: 2
Coding region: 90-632 (180 amino acids)
Source: RefSeq, a predicted model, not a curated record